GUCAACAACAUUUCUACAUCUUCAUCAUGGCGCCAAUAUAACAUUCCUGCCCAGAGGCGCGCAUACUUUUACGAAAAUUCAGCGAGAUAGAACGUAGAGACCUUCAUCAUGUCUACGAAAGCAGCCCUCAAAGCAGCAAAAACCGCGAUCGAUUCGAAGAAGUGGGAUGAAGCUCGCGAGCAAGCGAACAACGUGCUCGAAAAGGACCCACAGAACUACUUCGCCAAACUCUUCCUCGGUCGCGCCUACGAUGGUCUUGGGAAAUUCGACGAAUCCGCAAAAGCAUACAGUGAUGCAACAGAGAUCAAGCCCGAGGAAGCACAGGCAUGGCUUGGUCUGCGGGGCCUAUACGAAAAGCAAGGACCUGCCAGAGUUGACGAGAAUACGCGCGUAGGACUGAAACUGGCGGAAAUAUUCAUGGAAGCCGAUGAUGCACACAAGGCACAGAUUGCGAUCGAUAAACUGGUCGAUCUUGCUCGAAAAUAUGGCACCCCGCCCGCAUACGCACGCGCGCUCAAGGCUCAGCUACCAACUAGCCCCGUCUAUUCUUAUCUCGAGGGCCGCCUACCCAGCCCAUCGCACACAUACAUGAGGAUCGCUGAGAUAUACGAGAGGUCUGAAACGGAAACCAUAAAGAAACAAAUUGAUGAGCGUAAAACUCGGCUCGGAGCGACAAUAGAAGGCGUGACCACCCAGGUGAAGCAAGAGGUGUAUGGCAAAAGUGAGCUCGAGGAUAUAUAUCAGGAGAUCAUAAACUGGACAAAUGAUGAUGACCAGAGACGAGAGUAUGAAGAAAAGCUACUCCAGAUUGCCUACGAGCAUCUAUUAGUGCUGCCACCAGGACAGAAGGAGGAGAAGAGACAGAAGGUCAUGAAAUUGGCACACGAUAUGGUUGUUAUCAAGCAUCCAUUCUACCUGGCCUGGCAGAUCGAGCUAGAAUGGCGGUCGGGUCUAGAUAUUGCGGUCUAUUGAUAGGGCGACCAUGUUGAUACUUCAGGUAUCUCAACCAUUCAUAAACUAGGACGGCCGCAAUGGGUCUUGAGUGUCUGGUACACUGAGAACCCUGCCACCCCGGC
Messenger RNA from Aaosphaeria arxii CBS 175.79, 1076 nucleotides. RefSeq lists its product as uncharacterized. Gene Ontology annotation, cellular component: Ski complex. The transcript has a single exon. The coding region runs from base 109 to 972 and encodes 287 amino acids. NCBI's taxonomy places the organism in Eukaryota, Fungi, Ascomycota, Dothideomycetes, Pleosporales. The record is from RefSeq and is a predicted model, not a curated record. Gene Ontology annotation, molecular function: protein binding.